AUGGAAUAUAUGAUUUGGAAUCCUUCGACCGGAAAUAUUAUUCGAGCCCGAGAUGUUAUCUUCAACGAGGAUGAAGGAUUCACCGGAGAUAUUCAACAAAUCAAGGACGACCUCCUCAGUGUCACAACAGAGGAUUUGACUAACCUACUCUCAAAAGUCGAUAUCUCUUUGGAAUCAGAAAAUGCUGACGAUUUUACUAACCUUUUGGAUGAAAUGGAAGAUAUUAUUUUUGACGAAGAUAGGCCGAAUCCUGAGCACACAACAACUCAAGGAUCGACUGGUUCAGGAUCUGAAGAAUCAAGCUGUCUUAAUUCCGAUGAUUCAAGCGGCCCAUCUCUCAUGACCGGAGAAGAAUUGUUGGACGGAAUUAAUAAAUAUGCUUAUCCUACACCUCCAGAGUCGCCUCCGAGCGCUCUAUUGGCGGCUAGCAUAACUAUCGUUCAAAACGACGACUUUGUCCUUCGUGAGAGCUCUGAGUUCGCAGCUGGAAUAUCAACUAGCGAGGAAGGUAGCGAUGCUGCUCUCGUCCAGGAAGCAACCAACAGGGCAGGUGUCGGUGGCGCUCCUGUUGGUAUAGGUAUAGUUAGGCCUACAGGGUCACAUACUAAGUUUAGGGAAGAUAGCGGUGCUGCUCUCAAUCUGCGUGACUCCACGGAACGCCUUAUAGAGACUCAUAGCAGGCAUUUCCUUAGGAAUAGGUCCACAGGAUCGCUUAAGAAGAGUAGGGAAUACCUUAUAGAGAUUCCUACUAGAACCGUCGAUACCGUUUUGACUACGCAACGGGGAGAGCUCAAUCCUUGGAGGUUUGCUUUUCUAGCAGGCACAAGACAUCGUCAGUAUAAGGUAAAUACGGUCAGGUUUGAUCAUGUGAGUCUCCAAUGA
This is a messenger RNA of Talaromyces marneffei, 882 nucleotides long. RefSeq lists its product as uncharacterized. Lineage: Eukaryota; Fungi; Ascomycota; Eurotiomycetes; Eurotiales; Trichocomaceae. Bases 1 to 882 code for a protein of 293 amino acids. The transcript has 2 exons. The record is from RefSeq and is a predicted model, not a curated record.